Molecule: messenger RNA, 1849 nt
Organism: Macadamia integrifolia
Lineage: Eukaryota; Viridiplantae; Streptophyta; Magnoliopsida; Proteales; Proteaceae
Product: PAN domain-containing protein At5g03700-like
Exons: 1
Coding region: 69-1538 (489 amino acids)
Biological process (GO): recognition of pollen
Source: RefSeq, a predicted model, not a curated record
GUGCCCUAUGAUAUAUAAAAAAACCUCACUUUGCCGUCCUCAUCUUCUCAUUCUCGCUUCAGUCUACUAUGGAGAGGCCCAUUCGAUCACUUAGGUUUCUUCUUCAGCUUUCCUCUCUUCUCUUUCUCAACCAACCAUGGUUCUCACUGCAAGAGACCACGCCGCAACAGCUUAUCAAAGGCUUCACAGCCACUCCAUACCCAUCCGUAUCAUCUUUCCAACCCCUUCUCGACAACCCCAACGGAACUUUCUCUCUUGGGUUCCUCCGAAAUGGAACUUCCCAACUCGCUCUCGCCAUCAUUCAUGUCCCUUCUUCAGAACCCGUUUGGCUCGCAAAUCCAAAUCGUUGGGCUCUCUGGUCAAACCCAACAGAGCUAUUCUUCAAUGGUAGUUUCGUCUUGUCCGAUCGACACUCAGGGGUUCUUUGGUCAACUGCUACCGACGGUGACUUCAUCGUUCUUGAGGAGAAUGGAAAUCUUCAAAUAAAGAAGUUCGAUAGUUCACCUAUAAUCGUAUGGCAGAGUUUCGAUUUUCCCUCCGAUACUCUUCUCGAGAAUCAAAAUUUCACAGUCAAUAUGUCUCUGGUUUCAUCAAAUAAUCUCUAUUCUAUGAGAAUGGGAGACAAUUUUUUGGGCUUGUACGCCGAGUUCAAAACAGGGUUGGAUCAGAUUUACUGGAGACACAGAGCUUUGGAAGCGAAAGCAACCAUCGUCGUUGGCAAUGGAUCCAUUUAUGCUCGGCUAAGCUCGAAUGGGUUUCUGGGUAUGUAUCAAACAGAAGCAGCUCCAGUCGAUAUGCAAGUUUUUAAUACCUUUCAAAGUUCGAUUUCAGGGAUCCGACGAUUCAAAUUAGAAUCGGAUGGGAACAUCAAAGAUUAUUACUGGGACGGAUCGAAAUGGGUUUUAGAUUUUGAAGGGAUCCAAGACGCAUGUGACCUCCCAAACCCAUGUGGAUCGUACAGUCUUUGUAUUCCAGGGGGAGGUGGUUGCUCGUGUUUGGAUAACAGAACAGAGUAUUCCACCUCCGGCGAUUGUUUCCCACCGGAAUCCGGCGAUUUCUGCGGUGGGAUUGACCAAGAUAAAGGGGAUUCGUCUUGGGUAUUGACAAGAAGCGGCGUUGAGUUGCCUUACAAGGAGUUGAUGGGGUUUGAAACAAUGGGAUCUUUGGAGGAAUGUGAGAAGUCCUGCGAGAGUAACUGUACUUGUUGGGGAGCUGUAUUCAAUAACGCUUCUGGGUUGUGUUACCCAGUUGGGUAUCCGAUAAACACAUUGGUGAGUGUAGCAGAUGAUAGCAAGAUUGGGUAUUUUAAGGUGAGAGGAACUGAAGGAGGGAAGAGAAGAGGAAUGGGUUUUGCAGUUGGGAUAGGUCUGUUGGUUGGUGCGGUUGUGAUCUUUGUUGGGGUUGGUGGGUUUAUGAUAUACAAGGUUUGGAGGAGGGAGAAGGAAGGAGAUGAUAUGUUCAAGGAGGAGCAGCGGUUGUCUUACAGGGAUCUGCUGCGAUCCUCGAGCUCUGUAUCAGUUGAGCUCUCCAAGAGAUGAAGAUAGGUCGGCCAUCUACUUUGACUUUUUUCCUGGUUGAAGUGGGUCCCACUUUUAACCAACUGGACGGUGAUGAUGGUAUGGUGGGGUUGGAGGGAAACAGGUUACAGACAGUGUGAGUCGUUGGAUUAGGAUUUCACAAGGAGAUUACGUGGGAAAACAAUGCAGCUCAGUCUGCUAGUUAGAUUGGGAAGGAAAAAAGAGACAAAAAUGUUUUCAAUCUCUCUGUUUAAUUAAGCUUCUCUACUGUUUUAUUCUGCUUGUAAAUUGGAAUUCUUUAAGGAAAGUGGGCGUUUUGCGCGUGUUUAUUA